Panicum hallii is the source of this 2239-nucleotide messenger RNA. RefSeq names its product wee1-like protein kinase. The record is from RefSeq and is a predicted model, not a curated record. NCBI's taxonomy places the organism in Eukaryota, Viridiplantae, Streptophyta, Magnoliopsida, Poales, Poaceae. The transcript has 10 exons. Gene Ontology annotation, biological process: protein phosphorylation. Gene Ontology annotation, molecular function: protein kinase activity; ATP binding. The coding region runs from base 349 to 1944 and encodes 531 amino acids.
CCGACCGGGGGGCAGAACCGAGGCGGCGAGAUGGAGUAAUGGCUUUCCAUUUCCUCUCCCCCGCCUCCUCCCGCCAAGUCCACCAGCACAGCUGCGCACCCACGCAUUUCAAUUUUUCCCCCAAUUAUUUAUCCCUCCGCUGCUCUUCCCCCUUUUCUCACUCCCCACCCAUCUCCGCAUCCCCACGAGCGAGCCCUCCGCCCUCGCCGCCUCGAAUCCCCCGACCCCCGCGCGGCGCGGCCGCGAGGGAGGAGUCGGGAUCCGCAAGGCGACAAGGGCGGAUCGCUGGGAGGCGCGGCGGGAGAUCGUUAGAUCCCUCCCUCGCUCGCGGGCCGCCGCCGGGGGGCGAUGCUGAGGACGAAGACCCCGCGGCCGCGCGGCGGGAAGGCGCGGCCCCGCGCGGGCCCCGCGGCCUCGGCUGUGAAGGCGAAACGCGCGGCGGCGGCCGAGGGGAGCUCGCCGUCCGGGGAGCUCUCGCUGCAGCUGGAGCACGUCUCCCUCAUCUCAUUCCUCUCCGACCGCUGCCCAGGCGCCCCAGCCUCUGGGCUCACGCCCUUCGAGGCGCUCCUGGAGGAGGAGGACGAAGACGGCUCCCGCUUUGACCUGUCCCUGCCGCCGCCUUCGCUUCCUCAGCAGCAGCAGCAGCCGCCGCUGCUGCCGCAGGCCUCGCCGAUGGACGCGGACGAGCCCAUGGAGGAGAAAGACUGCUGCAUCCUCAGCCAGGAUUUCUUCUGCACCCCAGACUACAUCACGCCGGAGAUGCCGCAGGUGACCAAUGAAUUUGAUGAUGAUAAGGAGAACAUCCCUUGCCCCAAAUCUCCGGAGAAGUCAGCGAAUCCUCGAAGCAAGAGGUACAGAACCGAUUGUUCAUCCAAAGGCCUGGAAUCCACAGACUUCUCUUUCGACCAGCAGAUUACUCCAGUCCAGUUUGACAGUCUGAUUCGAGAUGAUUCGGAGGAAGACAAGCUGAUGCAACCUGCAUUGCAUACGAGGGGUGGUUAUGUUUCACAGUCGGCAGUGGCUCUGCGCUGCCGGGUGAUGCCUCCACCAUGCAUCAAGAAUCCGUAUCUGAAUACAGAUCCAUGUAUAGAUGAUCAUGUUUACGGUGGGAGGCAGUGCAACUCAGCAGGGUUUUCUCCUUCAAUUGGUGGCAAUGGUCUUUCACGCUACCGGACUGAUUUUCAUGAAAUUGAGAAAAUUGGUCAUGGGAACUUCAGUGUUGUGUUCAAAGUUCUGAACAGGAUAGAUGGGUGCUUGUAUGCAGUGAAGCGGAGCAUCAAACAAUUGCAUAAUGACAUGGAAAGGAGGCAAGCAGUGAAGGAAGUCCAAGCUAUGGCAGCCUUAGGUUCUCAUGAGAACAUAGUUCGAUAUUUCACCUCUUGGUUUGAGAAUGAGCAACUUUAUAUUCAGAUGGAACUAUGUGAUCGCUGUCUAUCUAUGAAUCGAAACCAGCCACUAAAGUGUGGGGAAGCAUUGGAACUGUUGUGUCAGAUCUGCGAAGGCUUGGAUUUCAUUCAUGAACAUGGCAUAGCACACCUUGACGUGAAGCCUGAUAACAUAUAUUUCAGAAAUGGUAUCUAUAAGCUUGGAGAUUUUGGUUGUGCUACACUUAUUAACCGGAGUUUGGCAAUUGAAGAUGGAGAUUCACGUUAUAUGCCUCCAGAAAUGCUGAAUGAUAAGUAUGAGCAUCUUGACAAGGUUGACAUCUUUUCUCUUGGGGCGGCCAUCUAUGAGCUUAUAAGAGGCACCCCGCUUCCAGAGUCUGGGCCUCACUUUACAAGUCUUAGAGAGGGCAAGAUCACAUUACUUCCAGGGUGCCCAAUGCAGUUUCAGAGUUUAAUUAAGUCCAUGAUGGAUCCUGAUCCGGUGAGGCGGCCUUCAGCAAAGGAGAUCCUGAGACACCCCGCUUUUGAGAAGCUCCGCAAGGUCCCGGCGAAGAAGUAGAAACGCUGCUGUCCCAUCAGAUCCCACCAGCAAGAGAGCAAGUGGGCUCAGCUGCCAUUCGUCAGCUGUUCCCAAAUUUUGUAUAUCUAUCGACAUGACUCUCUGAACAAUUCAACUCGAAUCGGUUUUCUCCCAGUGAUGGCCAACAUGCCUGCCCUGAUCUAAUGUUGUAUAGAUACUUUUGAAACCAAGCGGUGAUCCGAUCUUAACCACUGGAACCUGAGUAGUGCUUGUAAGUUAUGGCUGUGUCAUUUGUUAAGGCUACCAUCCUUUGGUUGCUGAUAUUCUUUUGUCA